Molecule: messenger RNA, 5730 nt
Organism: Morone saxatilis (striped sea-bass)
Lineage: Eukaryota; Metazoa; Chordata; Actinopteri; Moronidae
Gene: nectin3a
Product: nectin cell adhesion molecule 3a
Exons: 6
Coding region: 140-1801 (553 amino acids)
Biological process (GO): heterophilic cell-cell adhesion; homophilic cell-cell adhesion
Cellular component (GO): apical junction complex; adherens junction
Source: RefSeq, a predicted model, not a curated record
GUGUUGUCCUGCAGAGGUGGUACAGCCCACGCUGGUCGGUCGCUAUGGAGAGCAGCUCAGCCACAGAGAGAGCAGGGACGAGCGAGGAGGACGGACGGGAGAGAGCCGAGGAGGACAGACAGACAGACAGACGGUAACCAUGGAGAAAAGAUCACCGCUCCUCAGGACUUGUCCAUCUAACGGACUGCGGCUUUUAACGUCACUUCUCACCUUUUACGGACUUACCUCAGGUGUGAGCAGUAACCAGGUGGUUGUUCCUGAGAAUGUAAACGCGGUGCUGGGGAAGAACAUCACACUGAGCUGCAGAAUAGAAGUGGGCCCUAACCUCAGUCUCACACAGAGCUCAUGGGAACGUCGUCUUCCUUCAGGCACCAUUACCUUGGCAGUGUUCAACCCCGAGUUUGGGAUCUCCAUCUCCCAAGAGUACGCCAAACGCAUCUCGUUUGUUUCCCCUUCUGUACGAGAUGCAACCAUUACCAUUGGAGGAGCUAGCUUUGCAGAUAUCGGGUUCUACAUCUGCAAAGUCGCAACAUUUCCUCUGGGCAACACACAAGCAUCAACCUCGGUGAAUGUGUUAGUGGAGCCAAAAGUCUACGUGUCCGCCGGCCCCACAGCUCUGCUGGACGGCGGGAAUGAGUCACUGGUGGCCACCUGCAUAGCGGAGCGUGGCCGUCCUGCUGCUGAGGUUUUCUGGGAGACGGAGCUGUAUGGACGAAGUGAGAAACAAAGUCAGGAUGAGCCCAAUGGCACCAGCACCACACAUGUGCACUACAUGUGGCAACCGCAGAGCUACGCCCAGGGGAAGACGCUCACCUGUGUGGUUCGCCAUCCGGCCCUGCAAACAGAGUUCCGCAUACCUUACAUACUAAAUGUUCAGUUUGCACCAGUGGUAUCGAUAAUAGGAGUUGACAAAAAUUGGCACGUGGGUCAAGAGAAUGUGAGGUUCACCUGUGGUGCCAAAGCCAACCCACCUGCCAGUCAGUUCACAUGGACCAGGUUGGAUGGAUUGAUGCCUGAGGGUGUUGAGAUCUCAAACAAUAGCUUUGCUUUCACCCGCCCAUUGGAGCGCAAUGACUCUGGAGUAUACCGCUGUGACGUGAAUAACGACAUCGGUUCCCACAGUCAAGAUGUAAACCUCUGGGUACAAGAUCCUCCCCCAACCACGGCGGCCCCCAGCACCACUGCAUCCCUCUUCCACGACACCUCUGGAACCGGCACUGCCAUGGAGAGGGGAGGCCUGUUCACCUCCCCGACGCUGGCCUCCUUACCUGACAGCAGCCUGGGUACUAUAGUUGGCGGUGCUGUAGGCGGAGUUUUAUUCCUGAUUCUCCUGCUGAUCCUCGGCGGGGCCUGCUUCAUGCGACAGCGCCGGACCUUCAGAGGAGACUACUACACCAAACAGUACCUGGGACCCUCCGACAUGCAGAAGGAGUCUCAGCUGGACGUCCUGCAGCCGCACGAGCUGCAGGAGGUCUACGGAGACAAGACGAGCAAAGGCAGCCAGGAGCUGAAACCCAAACUGGGGGGAGACAUAAUUUACCCCGACUACACCCCUGAACGCAAGGAUAGGGAUGACUGGGCCGACAGGGGGGAUGGCCACAGGGGUCUCAAGGAGGGAAACUACUACCCAGAUCACUACAACACCCAAAACAUGCACCCCUGCGGGCCUCCUGUGCACAGCCCCAUAGUGAACAACGGCUCCCCCUACCUGCCGGAGGACUGUUAUGACAAUGGUACAGACAGCGACUAUGUGUCCCACAUGGACGGAUCUGUGAUCUCACGCAGAGAGUGGUAUGUUUGAGAAAAGGAGCAAAAAAACAAACAAAAAAUGGACAAAUGACUGAGAAUAAUUUAACAAAUGACAGAUAUAAAUAUCAUUAAAGGGUGUGUCAUUUCAGUUAAAGGAGGAAUACAAUCUCAGCUCAGUUUCACAGUGAGCUCUCUGAACAAUACUGCUCUGCCUUGAUUGUAACCACUUAACCUUAAGGACGUGUAUGUGGAUUGUAUUACACUUUUGUAGCAUUUCGAGGAGCUACAGAAAAGCUGGAAUGCCUCACUGAUAUUAUCUGUGCAGGCUUAAGGGGCUUUGGCUUACAGUGAAGUUUCGACUGAUGUGAAUGAGGUUUUGUAUUUUGCUUGUUUGUGUUUGCACCUGUCUUUAACAAAGGUCACAGGUCAGGUUUUCAGACUCUUGUUAGUAAAGUAUUUAUAUCCCUGACUGGCUGAGUUCUGCUCCCAUAAAACCUCACAACUUCUGUGGCAUUUUGAAAAAAAUGGUCUCUUGAUUGCACAGCGUUUUCAUACAGGUGAAGUGUUUAUCAUGGCUACAAUCAGUAUUUAAAGCAAAUGAUAUUGCAUGAUUUUUUAAAAACAAAACAAAAUGUAUCAUCAAGCUAAAGGGAAAGUCAGUCACGUGAUUUAAAAGGGAGAAUUACACAGACAUUGUACUGAGGGAAAAGCAAGCUGGCUGACAGUAGUACAUUACAAAAAAAACACUGCCCCUUGUAAACCUCUGUUUGAGUUCUACAGUGGUUUUUGCAAACUUUAAGUAUCAUCUGUAAAUUAUUCAUGAAAUGGAAAGCCUGUGAUCUGAGAGUAAAGAUGAGAUGACAGCAGAGUAAAAGAGGUCUCUCCCUGUGGAAGUACUUAUACUUUCAGCUUCAGUCCAGCUUUACAGAUAUCUCUGUUCCUACAGUUGUUAUCCUUAAGAUUUCAGUCCUGGUUGAUGUGGCUUAAUACUGCAGCAAACUCUCCCUGAACAGCUUUUUUGUUAGAAAUACAAGUGGAGCAACUGGUCUAUCUGUGUACAGUGCAACCAUACAAACUGGCGAAUAAAGAAAGUCAGUCAUUAAUAAUUGCGACCACGAUCUGAUUAAUGCGGCACGCGGCAUGAGUAGGUUUGCACACAACAGCAGGGUACAGUAAAGCUGGUUAGCUUGCUGUGGAGUUGGAGGUGUUGGAGGUGUGCUGCCUGUCACCUGCACCUCCAAACACCUCAUUGAUUGCUGCUCCUUCUUGCUCCAUAACUGGCCAUCUACACUAACCACAGCGACAAAUACUUUACAUUUUUUGCGGGUGCCAGUUGAAUGCUUUUAACGUGAAACAGCGGCAGUGGGAAACAUUCGGUUUGCAUUAGCAGUAACGUAAUACAGCUCUGACACAGUGUAAAAGAAUGCUAACAGUAAACAGUGAGCCUGAUAUCAAGAUAAAAUGCGCUGGAGUACAUGCAUGCAUUGUUUAAUUUGAAUCCCUGUUCAGUAAGGCAAUCAGAUUCUAGUGUGGGAAUGGCAGACUCCGCCACUCCCAUUAAAAUCUAUAAAGAUAAACUGAAUGUGAAUAAUUUAAAUGACUACAGUUGACCUUAGAUGCUAUGAAAAAUGGGUUUAUUGACUUAAAAAACUUAGAAAAAUCUUAAGGAUUAUAACUUUAACCAAACACACUAUUAUCAUUAUUGAAAGUGUUAAUCCAGUCACUUUCUUGCAGUGAAAAAGCACAACUCUGUUAUUACAGUUGUCAGAACACAUCAAAGGCAGCCAACCAGGCCUUGGCCUUCUCCACUUAGCCAUGAUAACAGGCUGCAUUGCUGUCUUUUCCAUUUUCCCUCCUCUGUAUCCUCUGAUUUCUGUCUGCACGACUAACACCAAUUAGUCAUUAUAUUUUUUUAUUUUAAAACGUGGGAUCAAAGUAAUGUGUUAUAAAUACCAGAUGUAACUAUCACAGCUGUCAUCAUCUGACGUGAUGUGGCUCCAUGAACCACCGGCGCUUUCACUGCUCCCGCUCGCCACUCUACCGCCGUGAUUCAUGAUGGUAAAUAAACAGAAUGCUUGUUGAAAAAGAGGUCAAAGAGCUCAGAGAAGGGAGCGGUAAUAAAGUGAUCCCUCAGCUUUAGUUUGUAUGUGAUUGAAGUAUGAUUGCGCGAAUACCUCACAGAAGAGUUGGAAACACUGUGAGCGACUGACAUCACUGCUGAGCGCAGAACAGGCUAUAAUGUUGGGGUUUGGCUCCUUAGCAGCUCCUCUAGGAUAUACAGCGAUCAUGGAAAGUAGAAAUUUAAUCCAUGAGUGAAAAAAUCGGUUUAAGAACCAUCUAGGUUAGAGCUGUCUGUGUAAUGGCUCCCCAAGGGAUAUAUAUUUUUCCUACAAACAACAAACCCAGUGACAUUAAGUUGUAACAAAAGAGUUGACAUCAUCAGUGAUCUCAUCUCUCACUGCUUGAUUUGACCUUACACUUUUCCACUUAGUGCUUCUUUUUUUUUCGUUUCCUCGGGAAUGAUACAUGGAUCAAAGAGGCCUCUGCAAAGCUUCACAUGAAAGUGAAAGCAUACCCCUUUUUGGAAAGAUCCCCAUUUAGUCAAUCAGGGUGUUUGUUGCUAGAAGAAGGAACCAUAUAUGUGUGUUACAGUCAGAUCAGGACUUGGGGUUGGAUAUAUUUUUUUUUUAUUGGGGUUUUAAUAGAUUGUGGGUGGACAGUUUCUCUCUCUUUUUUUGUUUAACCCUUCUCCACCCUCACUUUCUCAUGCCAGGGCUUUGGUCGAAGGUUUAGAUGUCUGAGAAUAAACUACUUUAAUGUCGCUCUCACUCUCAUCGUCGAACACACGCACCCAGCCGCCACACAUCUGCCACUGCAGCCCACAUUCAAAGAGCGGUCCUCGCCUCAAACCGGGAGCUUUUUAAUCAACUGUUUCUUUCUCAUCGCACUUGGCAAGUAAAGUGCUUCAACUCGUUGAUAUAUAGCACAUCCGUGUCUGCAUGCACGCACAUCUUUUUCUUUUAAACGUCUGAUUCAUUGCUGUCAACUUGUUUCUUAUUUGGUAAAGUUGCUCAAUGCAAACUGCUGUCUCUGCUCCAAAAAUUUUCUUUUUUUUGUUUUGUUUCUGCUUCAUCUCUAAAGACUGUUUGACAAACGCAAAAUGAGCUGAAGUGAUGAAUGUUUUUGUAAAGUUCAGCUUUGGUCACUCACCACUCACUUUGCAUGUAAAUUAAGUUAUUUGCUACCUACCAGGUUCAUUAUUUCUCAUCACCAGUGUUUAUUUACAUGUACAUAAUGCUGAUAGGGUUAGCGUAGGAUUAGCCGUUUGAUUUAUGUGUUCAUGUACAGUUUGUUCUGGACUCCCCUACUGAAUAGUUGGUGCCUUAGAUGGGCAGAGCAAUGCACAGAAACUUUGAAAAGUGACAAUUACUGAAAGCAUUAAUAUAAAGGGUAUUAAUAUCAUUAAAGAGGAGGACUGACUGGUCCAUAAUAAUGUCUUCCAUCUGGAUAUUUAAGAUUUGCUGUUACUGAAACAUCAGAUUAGACAAAAGGUUGAUUGUCAUUGCCUUAUACACUUUGAAAGGACACAUGUAACAAGUUGGUUACUGAGAAAAUUGUAAUAAGUAAAGUUUCACUGGGAAUUUAGGCAAGCCAGAUUCAUUGAAAAUAUUAUUGUCCUGUAAAUAUGCUGGCUGUUUUUUUUUUAUUAUUAUUGAAAAAAAAAAUCUUAUUUUUUGUAUGAGGUCUGUAAUUUUCACAGAGUAUUAGUUUAUCUUACGAGCGUUCGAGGAGCUCUUGUCUCAUGAUAACAUAGAGAACGAUGCUGUUUUCACUGCAUUUUAUAUUUGUUCUGGAGAGUUUCUGACCAAUUAUUUUGUAUGUUGUUCUUUGAAUGAUUGAUGUCUCGCAGGAAUCAGAGAUGAAAGUGCGGUAGAUUGUAUUUUGUUCCUUUGUUUGCAAUAAAAGUCCAUCAUUAUUGCA